Messenger RNA from Podarcis lilfordi (Lilford's wall lizard), 3887 nucleotides. The record is from the annotation of a GenBank genome assembly. NCBI's taxonomy places the organism in Eukaryota, Metazoa, Chordata, Lepidosauria, Squamata, Lacertidae.
AUGUCUCGCUCGUUCUAUGUGGAUUCGCUCAUCAUCAAGGACCCGGCUCGGCCGGCUCCCUCGUUGCCGGAUCACCACCACCCGCCCCCCGGGCAGGACUUCCUCAUCCCGCUGGGCGUGCCGUCGCCGCUGGUCAUGUCGGUGGCGGGCGGGCCGGCGUGCCCGUCGCGCAAGAGCGGCGCUUUCUGCGUGUGCCCGCUGUGUGUCAGCUCGCACCUGCACGCCUCUUCCCGGGCGGGCGCGGCAGGAGGAGCCGGAGGAGGAGGAGGAGCGGGCGCCGCUGCCGCCAUCCCGCUCCUCAAGGGCCACUUUCCUCCCGCUGCGGCCGGCGAGGGCCAGUAUUGCCCCCGCCUGAGCCAUGCCCAGCAGCAGCCAGCCCCGCAGCAGCAGCAGCAGCAGCAAGCCGGCUCGGUGGCCUCCGCGGCGGCGGCGGCAGUGGCGGCAGCGCACGCCCUGGGCCACCCACCUGUCUGCGCAGCGGCCGCCUACAGCAUGAGCGACCCCCGGCGAUUCCACUGCCUCGGCAUGGGUAGGAGCUUCCUCCGCCGCGUCCCGCCUUUGGGGGACUGGGAGGUGGGGUUGGGGAUCCAGGGGGCAGCGGGGUGGUUGAAAGGAAAGCUGGGACAGGUCCACUAACAGGUCGGCUCUCCAGGUAAGGCGGGGUCCAAAGGCGGUUCUUCUGCAGCCCUUCCUUUCCGGAGUGGCUCCGGAUCGUGUUCGCACCGGUUGGUGCCGAAAGAGUUAAGCGGGGAGAGGAGACCCCUCUGGGGGUUGCACCUGUGUGAGCCCCCAACCCUGCAAUCAGUUCAGCCGGUAGAGCAUGAGAUCUUGGCUCUCAAGGUCGUAGGUUCGAGCCCCGCGUUGGGCAAAAGAUUUCUGCAUUGCAGGGGGUUCGGCUGGAUGACCCUCGGGGUCCCUUCCAACUCUACAAUUCUAUGAUCCUCUGGAGGCUUUCCGUUUGCUCCGACGGGGUUGUGCCAUAAACCAGCUCCACCACCGUCCUCAGUCCUGUCACUUGGCUACUCCGACUAGAAACAUUUGAUUCCGCUCCCCGCCCGUGUUGGCAGCUCACGCGUUUCCAAGAGUGAGCCCCACUGACUUCCCAAAGCAUCCUCAAAUCCUUCCAAGGCAACCCUCCGACUCCCAAGGAGAGCAAGGACCUCCUAAAACGCCCCUCUGACUUCGUGGGGAUCAGCCCAUCAUCAAGAGCGCUAGGCUCUUAAACUCACUCAACCUCUUCCCCUCCGGGGGACCUUCAGUGAGGAAAUUCAGAAGCUAAGAAGUGCGAGGACUGGCGCGUUAGUUUAGCGGGCUUCUUUUUUCCAUCUUCCCUAGACGCGAAGGUGAGAAGUUGUUAAAGUGAGAUCUGGAUACUGUAGGUAAUGUUGUGAGGCUGCGGUGCAGGGAGGGCACUAAAGUAUUUCCGCACCCUAUAGACUUCAGUCCUCCGUUUCCUCCUGGCCAGAUUUGACGUGAGUGGGAUUAUCUCGCAGAAAGCAAUUUGGGGAUUGGUAUUCCACUUAAUUGAGGAUAAGUGGUCAGAAAGAUGCGAGGAUGGAGCUGCAUGGCUCCCAGAGAACAGGUGCAGAGGCCGGGCUGGCUCCGACUCAGAGCGACCCGAAGAGAGCCAGAUGCGUGUCUUUGAUUCUGAAUGGAGCAGAGCGCGUGUAUGUCACAGGCUGAAGCAGAAUCAAGCUACGGGGUGCGUCUCUUCUUCUGAGAAUAGCGGCAAACCCCAAGCCAUUCUCUCGCGAGUAGUCCCAUUGGCUUGAGGAUCCCAGUCUGAGCCUACACCUUCAGACCGGAUCAACGAUAAGUUCUGUGAAAUGUGCUUUUUUCGGAGCAAUAGGCUUGACGGAUACGAGUUGCACAUUCAGUCUUAGAAUGGACAGUUUUCUCAGAGACACGGAUGUGAAGGAUGGAUCUGACCCACGUUGCGAUCCUUAGCAACCUCAACCAAUCAAGGCUUGCAGCCAGUCAAUGAAAAGAGGCAAUAGCUCGAGGAAGAUCCUAUUCUGAUCUUAGCUGAGCACCAGAGUCUGACAAGACUGCUCUGAGAAUCUCAGUCUACACUUGCAAUCCAGGAUCAGGACACAGGGUUACUUUGAGUAGAUUUUAGGUGCAUGCAGCUCAUUGGGACUGGCUUCUGCAAUCCGCAUAGAUGAUCCGGAUCAAUGCAGGCAUAAACUGGAACCUCUGAACGGUUCCUUCUAACUGGAGUUAAUAAUACCGAAGUUAGAAUAAAGAGUUUGAAAGGUAUCCUUCUGCGCACGCCUUUCCUUCGAGCAGACACUUUGACUUUGCUUCUCGUGUGCUUGUCAAAGGUGUAAAAAAAAUAUACUGUAAAGGUCUGCUGCCAAGAAGGGCAUAAAAGAGUUCUUCCCUCUCGGAUAAAACGAAGCAAGGAUUGACGAGGUGUAGAACUGUAACCUCUCAUUUCCAACUAGCGAGACUUGAAAAGAAGUAGGCUGUUCUCUCUGAAAGGCUAGAGCCAGAGGAAGUCUAACAGUUGAAAGCAGCACUCAGCUAUGGGCAAUGCAGCAAUUUGAUUUUCAUUUAAGGACAGUUGGAGCAGAUAGUUACUAUUUACCACUGAGUAACUACUACUUUCAGAAGAAGAAAUUAGGAUAGGAGGACUUCCAGUCCAGAGGCGUGGCUUGCAGGCAGCCUUAACCCCUGACACUUCCUUUGAGUAAAAUAAUAACGUGAUAUCAGUCAACCGCGGAGUGUGCAAGCUUCUGGAGUUUCCGUUUCACCUGGCAAAGGUGAAGAGGAAAGGCUACAUUGGCUUCCACCUGGUUUAGCUGCUUGGGCAGAAAUAAAUUGCCACACACACACAUAGUGCUAGAACUCUGAGCCUUCCAGCAGAGUGGAUGGACUGUCGUUCCAUCACAGGGUCAUUCUGCACAGGUGCCUGAUAUAUUUGUGGAAUUUGCUGCCACGUGGUGAUGACCUUUGGUUAAGAUGGCUUGAAAAGGGGGAUGAGACUGAGUCAUGGAAGACAGCUCUGUCGGUGGCUACUGGUCAUCAUCGCUGCCUAUGCCACUUCAAGGAUCAGAGGCUGCAUGUCUAUGAACACCAGCCUUUGUGGAACAAAAAAGGGGAUGGGGGUAUUUUCCUCAUGCACUGCCGCAGUUUGCAGGCUUCCCAUAGUCAACUGCGGAAAAUCGGGUGCUGGUCUUGAUGGUCUUUUGGUAUGACCCAAAACUUACAGUAUUAUGUUCUGAUGUUUCCUGUUUUUAGGGAUCAAACUAGUCACUGUUCGGUGGCCCAGCACUUCUAGUUAAAGACCUCGUGUUUCAUUUUCCUAAAACGAGUGACUCCAAAUUCUCAGCGGAUUGCUGGGGGAGCCACCCUACUUGUGGCUAUUCAAGGCCAAGCGAAAGGCUCCCUCUGUGUUACCACUUGGUUCUUUAUUCCAGGACUCAGCCUGGGUUUUGGAAACAUAUUCCAGGGCUCAGGCCCAGCAUUUUAGCAUUUCCUUUCUGUCGGUUGCUAACUGGGUCUUUUUUGUGUGUGUGUUCUCCACCUCUCCCCCCCCCCCCCCAGGAGGCUCGGAUGCCAGCCAGUUGCAAAACGGCAAGCGGAUGCGCACGGCCUUCACCAGCACGCAGCUGUUGGAGCUGGAGAGGGAGUUCUCGUCCAAUAUGUACCUGUCCCGGCUGCGUAGGAUCGAGAUCGCCACGUACCUCAACCUGUCCGAGAAGCAGGUGAAGAUCUGGUUCCAGAACCGGAGGGUGAAGCACAAGAAGGAAGGCAAAGGGACCCAAAGGAAUCCGCACGGCGGCUGCAGCUGCACCGGCAACCCGGGACGUUACUCCAGGUCCGAGGACGAAGAGUCGCUCUCGCCGGCCUCGGCUAACGAAGACAAGGUCUCCCCUUUAUGA